UGCCAUGAACAUAAUUACUUAACUGCGAAGCUUUGUGCAGUAUAUAUAUGCAUAUGAUAAGGGUUUUAGCCUCAAACAUCUACUUAUUCGUAUUUUCUCCGUUGAUUACAAGCUUUUCUGAGCACUGAUUUUGUUGAGAAAAAGUUGAAACAUCAUAUUAUCCACACCAAUAAACCGAAAUGUCGCUGUCACUGAAAAUCGAGAAAGAAUUUUCUCAAAAUUCUGAAAGAGUGAAAUCAUUGGAUCUACACCCCAACUCACCCAUGAUUCUUGCAAGUUUAUACUCUGGAACUGUUUGUAUUUGGAACUACCAGUCUCAGACAAUAGAGAAGUCUAUCAAAGUCACAGAGUCACCAGUGAGAUCGGCGAAGUUCAUAGCACAAAAGAACUGGAUUGUGACUGCGGCCGACGACUCGUUUAUUCGCGUCUACAACUAUGACACAACAGAAAAGAUCAUAGAGUUUGAAGCACACAAGGACUUCAUUAGGUCUCUGGCCGUCCAUCCAACUCUUCCAUAUCUGCUUUCGGCAUCUGACGACAAGACCAUAAAGCUGUGGGACUGGGAAAAUGGUUGGACUUGUACUCGGAUCUUCGAGGGGCAUUCCCAUUACGUGAUGCAAGUGGCACUCGAUCCUAAAGACACACAUAAUUUUGCUAGUGCAUCGCUUGAUGGAACCGUUAUGAUAUGGAACAUUGGCUCAUCUGCUCCAAGUUUUACACUCGAACGCCAUUUGAAAGGAGUGAAUUGCGUCGAUUAUUUCAGUGCUGAAGAUAAACUAUAUCUAUUAAGCGGCUCUGAUGAUUUUACUGUUAAGGUAUGGGACUAUCAAACAAAAAGCUGUGUUCAAACACUUGAAGGUCAUUUGCAUAAUGUGACGGCUGUUUGUGUUCAUCCGGAACUUCCCAUAGCCAUUACAGGUUCAGAGGAUGGAACUGUCCGCAUAUGGCAUGCCACUACAUAUUCGCUGGAGAACACAUUAAACUAUGAUCUUGGAAGAGUUUGGGCCAUUGGAUACAUCAAAGGAUCACAACAGGUUGUAUUUGGUUGUGACAAUGGAAUUGUCGUGGUGAAAAUAAAUGUUUCUGAUAGUUAGAGAUUCUCUUAGGGAAUGAAGAUAGCUGCUGCUUCUACUGCUACUAUUGUCGGUACUGAAGGAAUAAAUUAGUUCACCUAAUAUUACUUUUUCUAGUUGUUGUAGUUAUUGUUGUUGUGACAUAUGUAAAAACUUAUUAUAUUUAACAAGUUCUGGUGGCUAAUAUAAGCAAAUAUGUCUGAUUUGAUUUGUUUCAAAUCUGAUGAGGUACAAUUUUGUAAUGGUCACCAGAAUAAGUUAUGUACUUCUCUAGUGUAAUAUGUGCGCUCUUUUAUGAAUAAAUUCACGUGCGGAAUUUUUACUUUUUACUUUUCAA
Molecule: messenger RNA, 1410 nt
Organism: Morus notabilis
Lineage: Eukaryota; Viridiplantae; Streptophyta; Magnoliopsida; Rosales; Moraceae
Product: coatomer subunit beta'-3
Exons: 10
Coding region: 180-1094 (304 amino acids)
Biological process (GO): intra-Golgi vesicle-mediated transport; endoplasmic reticulum to Golgi vesicle-mediated transport; intracellular protein transport
Cellular component (GO): COPI vesicle coat
Molecular function (GO): protein binding
Source: RefSeq, a predicted model, not a curated record